AUGCUACAAUGUGGAGACACUACUCAUCUCCAUAACCAGUGUCCCCAGCUGAACCAGGAGCAACAGCUAGCCACUCGAGGACGAGCAUUCAACAUCAAUGCAAACCAGGGUCGUAACGACAAUGACAUCGUUAAUGGUACAUUUCUCGUUAAUAAUCUUUACGUUUCGAUACUAUUUGAUACUGGUGCCGACAAAAGCUUUGUGACCGUAGAGUUUGGAUCUUUGUUAAACAACGCACGCUCUAAACUGCCUAAGUCGUUCUCUGUUGAGAUUGCCAAUGGUAAGUCUAUUCUAGUUGAUUCUAUUCUCAGUGGUUGUUCCUUGACUCUUAACGACCACGUCUUUGCUAUUGACCUCAUGCCCAUGCAAUUGGGUAGUUUUGAUAGCAUCAUUGGCUUGGAUUGGUUACACAAGAACCAUGUUGAAAUUGCUUGUCACGAGAACUACGUUGGUUUACCCCUCCUGUCUGGCGAUACUUUACACGUCUAUGGAGACCGACCUUCUGCAGGACUAAAGUUGAUGUCAUGCACUCAAGCGAAUAAGUGUUUACGUAAACAGUACUUUACCUUCUUGGCCCACAUGGUGGAACAAAAGGGCAAGGGAAAGAGCGUAAGCGAUGUUCCGGUAGUGUGUGAUUUCCCCGAUAUCUUUCCUGAAGAUCUUCCUGGUCUUCCUCCUCCUAGAUCUAUUAAUUUUUGUAUUGAUUUCAUACCUGGUUCGACUCCUGUCGCCAAGGCUCCAUACCGACUUACACCCUCUGAGAUGCAAGAACUAUCCAGCUAA
Helianthus annuus (common sunflower) is the source of this 783-nucleotide messenger RNA. RefSeq lists its product as uncharacterized. Gene Ontology annotation, biological process: proteolysis. The coding region runs from base 1 to 783 and encodes 260 amino acids. Lineage: Eukaryota; Viridiplantae; Streptophyta; Magnoliopsida; Asterales; Asteraceae. Gene Ontology annotation, molecular function: aspartic-type endopeptidase activity. The transcript has a single exon. The record is from RefSeq and is a predicted model, not a curated record.